UCCUCACUCGUGCGGAUAAAGCGGUCGCGCGGCGACACUGACAGUCCACACUGUACAUCGACUGUACACGGACUAGUACACACUGUACAUUGACUGUACACGGACACCGUGUACGCUACUCGUGCUACAGAGCUGAGUACGGACGACCAUCACACUGUACGCGUCACUGGACAGUGCGUACUGUACGCAGCCUAACGUACUGUACACACGAGUCGGGACGCGCUGUAACAGUGUCCACGUAGGAGCUCACAAAUCCUGAUAACAACUUCAUAUAUAGAGAACCGCAGAGCUCGGUCGAUUGUUGAUGGCCGCUCCUCACCGCGCGGCUGCUCCUGGAUGCGGUUUCCACCGCGCGCCUCCGUGUCGUCUUCUCACACUCAGUGCAUGCAACUUCUUUCGCACCGUACGUAGCCAACCGUGCUAAUCUGAGGUUAGAAGGACAACAAACUAAACACAACAAGCGACGUCAUUGCUGAUUGAGACACGUUCUGGGGAAGGAGGAGCUGUCUCGUGAGGCAGCCGACAAUGAUGUGCCUUGAAGACCUGGAGGUGGAGCUGGCGUGUGUGUCGUCUGAGCUGGACAGAGUCGGGACGCAGAUCCAGGAGUUGGUGGAGCAGCAGGAGCUGCUGCUGGAGCGCAAGGCGAGCAUCCAGAACAAGAUCAGCAAACUCCAGCGCAAGCAGAGCAAAGAGCAGAGCGGCUCUGCGGACAGCGCUCGCGCUGCAGAGAAGUGGGAGCGAGAAGAUUUUUCGUGGUCAACCAAGUUGAAAUGCACCCUGCGCGAAGUGUUCAAGAUGGACAAUUUUCGAUCUCUGCAGCUGCAGGCAAUGAAUGCCAGUAUAGCCGGCCACGAUGUGUUUCUCAUCAUGCCAACAGGAGGAGGAAAAAGUCUCUGCUACCAACUGCCAGCACUGUGCUCGAAAGGAUUCACUUUGGUGAUUUCCCCACUCAUCUCGCUGAUGGAAGACCAAAUUAUGGCGCUGGAGCAACUAAAGAUCCCAGCCGCCAUGCUCAGUGCCAGUAGCACCAAGGAGCAUGUAAAGACCGUCCAAGCAGCCAUGAUUUCCAAUGACCACGAGCUGAAGCUGCUGUAUGUGACGCCGGAGAAGAUCGCCAAGAGUAAGAUAUUUAUGUCGAAGCUGGAGAAAGCUUACAAGGGCGAGCGCCUCACUCGCAUCGCCAUCGACGAGGUGCACUGUUGCAGCCAAUGGGGGAACGACUUCCGGCCCGAUUACAAGGUGCUGGGCAUUCUGAAGAGACAGUUCCCCAAGGUGCCGCUGCUGUGUCUCACCGCCACGGCCACCAGCGUGGUGCUGGACGAUGUGAAGAGCAUCCUGGCAGUGCCCGGCGCUCUCUCGUUCACCGCCUCCUUCAACCGCCCCAAUCUCCACUACCAGGUUCAUCGGAAGCCGACCAAAUUUGAAGACUGCAUGGAAAACAUGGUCAGGCUCAUUAACAAGAAAUACAAAGGCCAGUCAGGUAUCGUGUACUGUUUCUCACGAAAAGACUCCGAGGAAGUGGCAACAGCUCUCACUAGUUUGGGCGUUGGUGCUGGCUCUUACCACAGCGACAUACCAGCUGAUCGCCGCAGCAGGUUGCACCGCCACUGGACCAGCAACCGCUUGCAGGUUGUGGUGGCAACCGUGGCCUUUGGCAUGGGCAUAGACAAGCCGGAUGUGCGCUUUGUGAUCCACCACUCACUGAGCAAGUCCAUGGAGAACUACUAUCAGGAGAGCGGCCGGGCAGGGCGGGAUGGUGCCCCAGCAGACUGCGUGCUUUACUACAGCUUUCAGGACGUGUUCCGGCAAAGCCAGAUGGUGUCCAUGGAGCGCACGGGCCAGGAGAAGCUCUACGGGAUGGUGGCGUACUGUCAGACCUACAACAGGUGUCGGCGGAGUCUGAUCGCCGAGCACUUUGACGAGGUGUGGGACGCCGCGCAGUGCGACCGCAUGUGCGACCAUUGCAAAGGGGGUGUCGUGGCGGAAGAGGCGAGCGUGGUACGGCAAGCACGCGGCCUCAUCGCCAUCCUGCGGCACGCCCAGCAGAAGCAGGAGAAGCUCACGCCACUGCGGCUCCUCGAGGCCUGGCAGGGCCGGGGUGCAGUGAAGCUCCGAGUCUCGUCGGUGCCAACUCCGUCGUUCUCUCAGCAGGGCUGCGAGAUCAUCGUGCUGCAGUUGCUGAUGCUUGGCUACAUCAGGGAAGAGUACAGCUACACGCCCUACGCGACCAUCUCGUACCUGGUGGUGGGUCAAAAGGCGCGGCUACUAGACGACCCUGACCAUGCCCUCUCCCUGUGGCUUCCCAGUUCUACAAAAACUCCAGCCAAGGCGGACUCUGGUCACACCGCGAGCGGCCACAGCUAGCGGCGCGAAGAACGCGAGCGGCACAGCUAGCGGCGCGAAGAACGCGAGCAAACGCGCCUCUUCCGAGGGGAGCUGCGGCAAGCCCAAACGGAGCAAAGCCAGCGAUGUCAUCCUGCUGGAGUGAUUCUGGAUUCAGGCCACGCUAAAACUCCUACGACUGUAGCGAGAAGUCAAGUCACCCAAAUGCUACCUUUCCAGUGUCCAGGAAGGU
Messenger RNA from Lethenteron reissneri (Far Eastern brook lamprey), 2575 nucleotides. RefSeq names its product ATP-dependent DNA helicase Q1-like. Gene Ontology annotation, biological process: double-strand break repair via homologous recombination. Gene Ontology annotation, cellular component: cytoplasm; chromosome. Lineage: Eukaryota; Metazoa; Chordata; Hyperoartia; Petromyzontiformes; Petromyzontidae. The record is from RefSeq and is a predicted model, not a curated record. Gene Ontology annotation, molecular function: 3'-5' DNA helicase activity; four-way junction helicase activity; ATP binding.